Messenger RNA from Macrobrachium nipponense, 3620 nucleotides. Its product is annotated as glutathione synthetase-like. The record is from RefSeq and is a predicted model, not a curated record. Bases 497 to 2032 code for a protein of 511 amino acids. Gene Ontology annotation, cellular component: cytosol. The transcript is spliced from 13 exons. Gene Ontology annotation, molecular function: glutathione synthase activity; ATP binding; glutathione binding. Lineage: Eukaryota; Metazoa; Arthropoda; Malacostraca; Decapoda; Palaemonidae. Gene Ontology annotation, biological process: glutathione biosynthetic process.
GGGAACAUGCAAAUAUUGUGCAUACAAAAUUACAUCACUGUGCAGUGUACAUUAUCGCGCUCAUAAACCUCCCGUGAUAGUGUAGUAACGCUAAAAGAUAUCACUUCAGCUGAUAUCCGACGAUAGUGAAAAAUAUCAUAAGUCAUUGGAUAAAAAUGAGAUGAACUAACGUCAAAACAGCGCUGAAGAUAAUAAACGCAGACGGCGGUGGUGUCGAGGAAUUUCAUACUGGGGAAAAUAGACGUAAUCCAUACAAUUUUGACGGAGGUCAAUGGUACUUGCCUCGCAGUUUUACGUGAAAGCAAUAAGAAGAAGAAGAGUUGACGUUUUGUCAAAAUAUGCCCAAACAUGUGCUGAAGUAAUGAUGACUGUGCACUGUGUGCAGUACCAAGACAGGUCUCGUCGUGUGAAGACAUACGGCCGCUACUCGAGAGAGGACAUUGCUCUUCACCGAAAUUCUUAUUAUUUGUGUCUGUGAAGCCCAUGCCAGCUGAAAAUGGCCACCUGUGGCAGUGACUGCUGUUCGAACGGGAGUAUAUUCGACGAGAAAUCCAUCUCCUGUGAUAAAACUACACGUGUCUUAGAAGGAUGUAUGCCCUUACCAAUCCCUGAUGACGUUUUGAAAGAAAUUGUUCCUAAAGCAAAAGACUUUGCUCUUUUGCAUGGUGCUGGGAUGAGAUACAGAGAUAGAUAUGAUGCUGAUAAGUUGGAAUUUGCCCCCUUUUUUCUUUUACCGUCGGCUUUUCCUAAAAGAGAAUUUGAACGUGUGGUCAAAAUACAACCCCUCAUCAAUAUCCUAAUGCACAGAGUAGCUCAUGAUCAUGAAUUCUUAGAGUCAACUCUUAAAAAUACUGUCAGAGUCGACAGCUUCACUGCUAGGUUAUGGGAUAUUUACACAACUGUAAGAAAAGAAGGUGUAACACAGGGAUUGAGUCUGGGUUUGGUGAGGUCCGACGUCAUGUUGACAAAGUGCCACGCUGGUUGCUGUGAAUUGUGCCAGACCCCUCCUUAUGUAACAGCCCACCAGGUGGAGGUCAACACCAUCGCCUCAGGAUUUGGCCAUUUGGGGCCAAUUUCUGGGAGUAUUCAUAGGUAUGUUCUUGGUGAACUCCGGAGACCUGAACUGUUACAUCACCUUCCGGAGAAUGGUGCUUUAUCUGGACUAUGUGGGGGAAUGGUAUCAGCUUGGAAGCACUACAAAAAUCCCAAAGCUGUCAUCCUAUUUGUGAUUGAAGACAUUACCUACAAUAUUUGUGAUCAGAGAUUCCACGAGUACGAGAUUCGCCGUCAGAGACCUGACAUCCACGUCAUACGUCGUAACCUUACUGAAAUUAGCCAGCGGGGGACCUUAACGAAUGACAAAAGGCUAAUUAUAGAUGGUGAUGAAGUGGCUGUAGUUUAUUUCCGUGCUGGUUAUGAGCCAGGACAAUAUCACACUGAGGCAGAAUGGGAAGCUCGCCUUACUAUUGAGAGAUCGAAAGCCAUCAAAUGCCCAAGCAUUCAGUAUCACCUCGCGGGCACAAAGAAGGUUCAGCAAGAACUAGCACGUCCAGGUAUGCUCAAGAGGUUUUUGUCUGAUUCAGAAGCCGAUCAUGUUAGGCAGCUCUUCACAGGAUUAUAUACUCUAGAUCGGGAUGAAGAGGGAGAUAAAGCUGUCAAGAUGGCACUAGAAAGCCCAGAACGGUUUGUCUUGAAGCCCCAGCGUGAAGGUGGAGGCAAUAAUGUUUAUGGCAAGGAAAUCAAAGAUGUCUUGGAAAAAAUAAAGGACUCAGUUGAAAGGGAGGCAUUUAUUCUUAUGGAUAGAAUUCGGCCACCUAUUCAGCAAAAUUAUCUGAUUAGACCCCACAUGCCUGUAUCAUUAGCUGAAGUGGUAUCAGAACUUGGAAUUUUUGGAGCUGUGAUUGGAGAUGACAAAGAUAUCCUUUUGAAUGAGUAUGCUGGACACAUGCUUCGGACAAAGCUUUCAUCUGUCAAUGAGGGUGGUGUUGCUGCUGGACUUGGUGCCCUGGACUCUGUCUUCUUAUUUGACUGAUUGUGAUCCUGAUUAUCUUAAUUUUUUGGCUGUUAUUCUAUAUUUUUCUUACAACCCGUAAAUUUUACAAUUUGUAAAGUUGAGGAAAUGCCCAUGAGUCUUGGUAGUAAGCGAUUCUUUUUUAUAAAAAGAUUUUUUUAUUAAAACUUAGAUGAUUUUUAGCUUUUUCUACAUCACAAAUAAUUUUGUAACUUUUUCUACAAUGUGGUCCUGAAAGGAUUCCAGAAUGUGAAGUAAUCCAUCAUUACAGGAUGUUGCAAUACUAAAUGGUAAAGUUGAUUAGGAUACUCCCCCUACAUUAUCAUUAAUGAUACAUCACUCAUGUAAUCUCUUUAGGAGGCUACCACCUACUCUGGGCCUUAAGUGACAUACUGUAGAUGGUACUAAAGGUCCUUUGCAGUGUGUCUUCAGCCCUAGUUGCAUUGUCCUCUGAUCUGUACUACUCAUCCAUUUUCAUUGGUCACUUCCCACAUAGCAGACCAACUUCUAUACCUUUAUCAUGCUCCAUUCUUCAACUUCCAUUAUUAAACUAUCAUUUCAGUACAUAUCCUGCAGGCAAGUCUUAUGAACCUAAAAUUAACUCAGUGGUCUUGUUAAACUAAUUAUGAUAGAAUAACAGUCAGCAGUGCAUGUAAAACCACCAGGUCAUCUAGGUCAUCACUUUCUUUAAAUUGAAGCAUGAAUUUUAUGCAUCAAUUAUUUGUGCCUGUAAGGUUCGUAACAUACUAUUUAAACGUGUUUGAUCUGCAUCUCAUAACUGUAGUAUUUUUGCCUGCCUCUGGAAGAAACAGUAUAUUUGAGCAUCCUCUCAUUUUUUCUAUAUAUUUUGGGUAUGUUUAUAUGUGAGAAAAAUAUAUAUUAGAACAGAUAGCUCAGAGGUGUUAAAUUGGUUGUACAGUGGUCCCCCCGUAUUCGCGGGGGAUGCGUACCAGACCCCCCCGUGAAUAGUUAGAACCCGCGAAUGUUUGGAACCCCUAUAAAAAUGCUAGAAACAGCCUAUUUUGUUAGUUAAAACUCUAGAAAAACCCACUAAAAAUGUUCAUACUUGGUUUUUUUAAUAGUUUUAUUACAUAAAGUGCAUUUUAUGAUGAAAUUCAUAAAAAAACCAGGAAUUUGUGGAUAUUUAUCAUAGAAAAAUACCGCGAAUGCGCGAAUUUUCCGGGAAUAAUGCGGGGAAACGUUCCCCAGAGAAAUCCGCGAAGUGUGAGCCUGCGAAUCUGGAGAACGCGAAUACGGGGGGUCCACUGUAAUUAGUUCAACGUAACUUUUAAUCAUAUUCAGCACUAAUUUUGAACUCUUAGUUUUGUUAGAAAAUAUGUUACUUUAUAUUUAGUUACUCUUAAUUAUGUUUUUUUGUACUCUCAGCAUGGGCUUUUCAUGAUGUUAAUUUUCUUUUUUCGGUAUGAAAAUGGUUUAUACGUGAAUUUAUAUAUAUGUGGGAUUUUUAUAGCUAUUCUGUAAAUGAAGUAAAUUUUUUAUUUUCUUUAACAUACAAUGCAAUUUUCAUGUUUGUAUAUGGAUUGUUAUACUAUUGGAAACUAUAUAAAAAUAUGUAAAUCACUGGUAAAUAAAAUCUUGGGAAGAAUUA